AUGAACGCCCUCGAUGGUGUCCCCUUCAAGGUGCCCAAAGGCUUUGUGAUAGGCACAGAGGCUCUCCCUGGGCCAGAGCUCAGUGUCCCAGCCUGCAGGGAGCUUCUGCUGGGUUCGUUGCACGACUUCAGCCUGGAGAGGAGCGCGCUGUUCUGGGUGGAGGCCGCCGUCCGGGGACCCUGCCCAUACCAGUGUGGUGGCCCGGGGACAGCGUCAGCCCCACCGGCCUGGCUCUUGCUGGUCAACCCCGAACGCGGGCUGGAGCCUGCGCCUGCCGCAGUCAAAGGCCCAGAGGACGGACCCCAGGAGCUGCCCGAGGACGAGGACGAGGAUGUGGAUGAGGACGAGGAAGAAGCCUCCUCUGUCAGUGAGGAGGAGCCGGGCUCCGGCGGCCCCCAGCCCGGUUCCCCGGCGAGCCCCGACGCCGGCCGUCGCCCGUGUUCGCUGGACGUGCUGCAGCCCGCGCCCCAGCUCCCCCGCGGCCCCGCGUCGCCCCCGAGGCCCUCCACGGCUGGCGCCAUGUCCCCGCUGCGGAGCCACCGGCCCACGGACGCGUCCCUCAGCCCAUACACCUUCCUGCCACCUCCUGGGGGAGCACCCCAGCCUCUCAACUCCCAAAGAUCAUACCCUGAUUCUGCGGCCGACCUGCUGUCCGCCCUGAGCCAGGAGGAGCAAGACCUUAUUGGGCCAGUGGUUGCCCUGGGAUAUCCCCUGCGAAGGGCCAUUGUGGCUCUACAGAAGACAGGGAGGCAGAGCCUGAGCCAGUUUCUUGGCUACCUCAGCGCCUGUGACCGGCUGCUGCGGCAGGGCUACGAGGAGGGCCUGGUGGAGGAGGCCAUGGAGAUGUUCCAGUUCUCCGAGAGCCAGGCAGGGGAGUUCCUGCGCCUCUGGGAGCAGUUCAGCGACAUGGGCUUCCAGCAGGACCGGAUCAAGGAGGUGCUAUUGGUCCAUGGCAACCGACGAGAGCAAGCCCUGGAGGAGCUGGUGGCCUGUACCCAGUGACCCUAGGUACUCUGCAAUGCCUGGGUGUCCCAGUCCAGUGCCACCCCUGGCAAGCCAUCCUGUGUUAUUAAAACCAAUACGAAUAAUAGAGACAUGCAAGCUCACUAUAAAAAUGCAAACAAUGCCAAGGGUAGGAGUAAAUACCAGAAGAAUCAGCUGGAAGAGUUGAAAGUCUCUGCCUCUGGGAAGGGGCAGAUGGGAGAGUGUGGGCGAAGAUCUAUGUUUCUCAUACAAGCCUUGUAAAACUACCUGUAUCUGACUCUUUAAACUGUGGGCAUUAGUAACUUUGAUUUUAAGAAAUCUAAAACAAUAAAUGAUGGGCAAUUCUUUAAAGUC
This is a messenger RNA of Galeopterus variegatus (Sunda flying lemur), 1338 nucleotides long. It is a transcript of the gene UBAP1L, whose product is annotated as ubiquitin associated protein 1-like. The coding region runs from base 1 to 1002 and encodes 333 amino acids. NCBI's taxonomy places the organism in Eukaryota, Metazoa, Chordata, Mammalia, Dermoptera, Cynocephalidae. Gene Ontology annotation, cellular component: ESCRT I complex. Gene Ontology annotation, molecular function: ubiquitin binding. Gene Ontology annotation, biological process: ubiquitin-dependent protein catabolic process via the multivesicular body sorting pathway. The record is from RefSeq and is a predicted model, not a curated record. The transcript has 6 exons.